AUGGAACCUAAGAGGGAGAGGAGCUCCAUAAAAAUCUCACUCAACCUGGGCACGAAAAACAGGGAUGACAGAAGUGUAAGCGAAUGCAACAUUGGGGGGGAUGGGAUGGAUGGAGUAGAUGGUGAUUCCCCGAGGAAGGCCAAGUCGAAGGAAGUUUCACAGGCUUUAGGCCUCAUCGAGGACAUCCGGAGUGGCACGUUCAACUACAAAGACCUGCAGGAAAUUUACUUCAUGAACGACGUGGAUUUGGAAAAAAUGAUUAGUGAGACGAAGAGUGCAGAGGAAGGGAAGGAGAACGAGAAGGAGACCCAUGUCGCGGGGCACAGUUCAUACGUGGAGGGAACUAUGUACAGUGGGGGGGACGCCCAUGAUGAGAGUGCAGCACCCCGUUUGAAGGAGUUCAGCCAAGGGGAGCUGCAUAACAUGGGAGCGGACCCACAUAACCCCAUGUACAGCAACGAGAGGAACCUCACAAAUGAAAAUGGUGUAGACAACGGAGCAAGUGGAAGAAAUUUAUUUGUGUUGAAUAACCAAGUGGGGAAAGUGUGCAUUAUUAGGUUCCCCCCCGAGGUGUCCAAAGAAAUAAAAAAAUAUCUUUUAAAAAAAGAACUUAUGCUGGAAAUCGAACCAACGAAUUUGUUAAACUCAAGACUCUUCUUUAUACAUUUUAGAAACAUAAAUAAAAAAUUUUGGGGAAUUCUUCUGGAACUGUCAACCCACAUAGAGGUACACAAAACGGUAGAUCGAAAUAACCUGUACAAGACGAAUGACGUUUCGCAGAUGAUUUAUGUAUAUGACCCAAGUGAAAAAAAAAAAAAAAAAAAAAAAAAAUGUAAAAAAAUGAUAAAAAAUUUUAUAAAAAAUAAUUUCCAAUUAAAUUGUGGUAUAAGCAAUAGAGUACAAAAUUUCCAUUUUGAAAAUUAUGCCAAGUUGUUUAAGUACCAUGAUAUUUAUUUUGCGGAAAAGUUCCUUCAUGAUUAUUUGAACGCAAAGUAUUACGACUACUAUGACAUGUAUGUGAAGACGCACACAGAGAUGCACACGCACCUGCGCCUCAGUCAAGAGAACCACAAAAAACAAAACGAAAUUGUCGAUGAAAUGACGGACAUUUCGGAAAUAAUAAAUUCUUUGGACAAUACCUACAGCAUAAUGAGGCAACUGGAAAAGGAAACCGGGGGUGACAUUUCACUGGAGACGCUGCUCAACUAUGAAAUCACCAAUGAGAACUACGAGUCGGAUGUGUCGGAUUUGUUAAUGGGCGGGAGUCACUACUUGAGGAAGAGGACGGCCUAG
Molecule: messenger RNA, 1293 nt
Organism: Plasmodium coatneyi
Lineage: Eukaryota; Apicomplexa; Aconoidasida; Haemosporida; Plasmodiidae
Exons: 2
Coding region: 1-1293 (430 amino acids)
Biological process (GO): RNA polymerase II preinitiation complex assembly; transcription initiation at RNA polymerase II promoter
Cellular component (GO): transcription factor TFIID complex
Molecular function (GO): RNA polymerase II general transcription initiation factor activity
Source: RefSeq, a predicted model, not a curated record